Molecule: messenger RNA, 2141 nt
Organism: Achroia grisella
Lineage: Eukaryota; Metazoa; Arthropoda; Insecta; Lepidoptera; Pyralidae
Product: Golgi-associated PDZ and coiled-coil motif-containing protein-like
Exons: 14
Coding region: 22-1854 (610 amino acids)
Biological process (GO): negative regulation of protein localization to cell surface
Cellular component (GO): Golgi apparatus; trans-Golgi network transport vesicle; membrane
Molecular function (GO): transmembrane transporter binding
Source: RefSeq, a predicted model, not a curated record
ACAAGUUUUAUUGUUGUGAAAAUGGCGACUACCGGAGUGGGUUUUCGGUGGCUAGAUAUAUUAGAAAAGGAAUUCGAUAAGGCAUGUGUCGAAUUAGACACGUCUCUGUCUGAGUUGGAAACUGAAGAACCAGAGGUUGUAUUCUCAGCCCGUCAGAAGAUUGCUACACUCAGCUCAUGCUUUGCACAACUUACACACAAGGCACUGACUAUAUUCCAGAACAGUGCUAAACUAGAGGCGGAGCUCGUGGAUAUGAGAGCAGAAUUGGUGCAAGCACGUGCGUCGACUGCUGGCAGAUGUCAGGAUGGUGGAGAUACGGCGGGUAAUGUGCCUGAGGCAGCACGCGCCCGAUCGGAGGCGAACCAACUGGCUCGGGAAAACGCCGCGCUACGGGAGACUGUACUAGCUUUACAUUCCGAACUAUUUGGUGCUAGACUGGCUACGAAGUAUUUGGAUAAGGAGUUGGCUGGAAGAAUUCAGCAGUUACAACUACUCGGGAGGGACAUGCGCGCCGAACUUAGAGACUCGUUAUGGGCUCAGGUAGAAGCGGAGAUACUGCUGCAGCGUCACAAGACUUUAGUGCGCGUGUGCCGCGGAGUGUCCCCGCGACCGGCGCGGCCUCCUCCUCCCCAGGCCGCUCCCCCUGCUCACACGCACACUCCUCACCCGCCACACUCGUCACACACGUCACACCCGUCACACGCGCCGCACCGCGCUCGCCCCCGCACCGUGCGCGUGCGCCGCUCGCCGCAUCUCGGGCUGGGCAUCUCUGUCACGGGCGGUCGUGAGCACGGGGUGCCGAUCCUGAUCUCGGAGUUGGAAGCGGGCGGGCCGGCUGCUCUCACCGGCGAACUAUACGUCGGCGACGCCAUCCUAGCCAUCAACGAUCUCGACCUUACGCAGGCGUGUCACAAAGAAGCAGUACAAGCAUUACAGAGUGUUAAAGGGGAUUGCGCGCUUUGCGUUCAGUUUAUAGCGACCGACGACGAUGACAGGCUGUCAGAAGAUAACUACAGAUUCCCACUGUACCCCGAGGAUGGAGAGGUAUUCGGGGGUGAACAGGAUGGUUCGGGUGCAACCCCCACAGCCCCAAGAACACCCGACUACACUAGGUAUACUUACAGGGCAGAAUCAGAUGCAGGAUCGAGGUCAAGGUCGGAUUCUGGAUCGAGGUCUGGCAGCGAGUGUUCCUCGCCUCAGUACCGCGCGCCGGUCGCAUACCCCGACUAUAAUUCGAUCAACAACAAUCUGUCCAUACUCGAUAUGGAUGAUGACUCAAUUAAGAUUGAAACACGUCUGGAUUUAGAUACCUACCAGGUCCCGCGCGUGCGGUCGGCUCGGUCCACGCCCGUACACACGCGGCGUCCCCGCGCACCGCAUCACACACCGCAGGACUGGCGUACGAAAGGCACAUACGUAGCACUGCAGCCGGAGGCGCCUGUGCCGGAUACCCCGCCCCCCGCGCCCCGCACCCCACACACCACACCCGCCGUCGCCGCCGCCCCCCCCGCAGCUACCGCGGCCCCCGCAGCCCCCGCAGCACUUGCAGCGUCUGAAGCCCCCGCAGCCCCCACAGUUCCUACGGCUCCCAGUGACGCGACCACCAUCUCAGACGGCAUGCCGGAGUCCCCGCCGGCGGCCGAGCAAGUUCCGCCUUCCGUCGAGCCGGAUGUCAAGCUGAACAAACCCAACGGCGACGCCAGGCCGCUCAGGAGAGAGAGCAAAGGCUUCAGGAUAGGAUCAGCGCGAAGAGUGUUGGAUAGCGUGCUGACGAACGGUGACGUAGAACGUGGUAAGCUCCCGGCGCGGCUUCUGGCCGGCGACGGAGAUCCCGACUUCGGUACCCCAGUUUGAGCCUUCGCCGUUCGCCAUUAUCUCUUCACGUUUCCAUUUACGAUGGGUCUGCGCUGCCAUUUAGACCUCACAACGCUAGAUCACGCAUGCAUAUAUCUUUGAUGCAGAUAAUACAGCUUCAACCAUGAAGAAUAAACAUAAAACAGGUGGGUCAUAACUCCACAUGCCGUAAUAGAAUUGUUUAUAUUUGUAUAUCUUUUUUAAUUAUGAUACAAAAUAUACUUACAAACACUCUCAUGAAUAUUGCACAUCGGACGGUAGGCGUUUCUUAUUAUUUUAUAUCGUAC